Molecule: messenger RNA, 1500 nt
Organism: Centropristis striata (black sea bass)
Lineage: Eukaryota; Metazoa; Chordata; Actinopteri; Perciformes; Serranidae
Gene: smyd1b
Product: SET and MYND domain containing 1b
Exons: 10
Coding region: 1-1470 (489 amino acids)
Cellular component (GO): nucleus
Molecular function (GO): histone H3K4 methyltransferase activity; protein binding
Source: RefSeq, a predicted model, not a curated record
AUGGAGAACGUGACAAUAUUUGACUCACCUGGAAAGGGGAGGGGACUGAAGGCUGCCAAGGAGUUUUGGGCUGGAGACGUGAUUUUUGCCGAGCCCAGUAUUGCAGCUGUUGUGUUUGACAGUCUAGCAGAGCGUAUUUGCCACAGCUGUUUUCGCAGACAGGAGAAGCUACAGAGGUGCGGCCAGUGCAAAUUUGCUCAUUAUUGUGACCGAACUUGCCAGCGCGCCGGCUGGGCCGAACACAAGCAGGAAUGUAGUGCCAUCAAAACUUAUGGCAAAGCACCAAACGAGAACAUACGCUUGGUGGCACGCGUGAUGUGGCGCAGUGAUAAAGAGGGGAGUGUGAUGUCUGACAUGCAGCUGACCACACUGGAGGAGCUGGAGGACCAUGUUGCUGACAUGCAAGAGGACGAGCUGAAGGACCUCAAAGUGGACAUCCACAACUUCCUGGACUAUUGGCCCCGUACCAGCAAGCAGCACACGAUUGACGACAUCUCACAUAUUUUUGGAGUGAUUAACUGUAACGGUUUCACUGUGAGUGACCAGAGGGGCCUUCAGGCAGUGGGAGUUGGUCUUUUCCCCAAUUUAUGUUUAGUAAAUCAUGACUGCUGGCCAAACUGCACUGUGAUCCUUAACCAUGGCAAUCAAUCGGCUGUGAAUACUAUGUUUCAUUCUCAACGGAGGAUUGAGCUGCGUUCCCUCGGUAAGAUUGAAGAGGGAGAGGAGCUGACGGUCUCAUACGUGGACUUCAUGAAUUUGUCAGAGGAGAGACGAAGGCUGCUGAAAACACAAUACUUCUUUGACUGCACAUGUGAGCACUGCAAGAACCACACCAAAGACGACUUGAAGUUGGGGGGAAGGGAAGUGGACGGAGUCAAGCCGACAGAGGAGCAGGUGAAAGAAGCAACAGAUUUUUGCUAUGAGAUGCUGGAGAAGAUGGACAAGGCUCGACUAAAGGGCGACUACCAUGAGGUAGUAAAAAUCUGCAAAGACUGCAUUGAGAGGACAGAGCCAGUUCUGGCUGAAACUCACAUCUACCAGCUGAGGAUGAUGAGCACGUUGAGUGAGGUGCAAGCCUACCUGCAGUUCUUCAACGAUGCUGCAGACUACUCACGCAAAAUGGUUGAAGGAUACAUGAAAUUGUACCAUCCGAACAAUGCUGCUCUCGGUAUGGCUGCCAUGCGAGCAGGAGUGACUCACUGGCAGGCUGGGGAGAUAGAAGUCGCCCACGGGAUGAUCUGCAAGGCCUACGCCAUUCUCAUGGUCACCCACGGUGCAACACAUCCCAUCACCAAGGACCUGGAGGCGAUGCGUAUGCAGACAGAGAUGGAGCUGAGGAUGUUCAAGCAGAACGAGUACGUUUACCACAGUAUGAGAGAGGCAGCUCUGAAGAACAAACCAAUGCAGAUGCUGCAGGAACCCACAUCUGUGGAGGAGGGAUUCAAGAACCUCUUCCGCCGGAGGAAGUAAAUGCACAGAUCAGGGAAAACCCAAGUUUGU